This is a messenger RNA of Effrenium voratum, 318 nucleotides long. The record is from the annotation of a GenBank genome assembly. Lineage: Eukaryota; Dinophyceae; Suessiales; Symbiodiniaceae.
AUGCAGCAACGUGAUUGGGCUCGCAGCUGCUUGCCUCGGAAACCUGUUAUCGGCGUGCUGCCUUGGCAGCCAUGUGACUGGUGCCCGUACUCGCAGAUCAAGAUGUCGCGCGGAACACUUUUGAAGGUCACCCAGGCGUGGAGUGGUAACCAAGCAUGCUGUGCAGAUGCACAACUGGCAGACAUCAUCACAGGCGAUGACUUUCCCAAACCCUGCGAGCCGCGUGGAGUGGUAGGAAGUCGUGCCCAGAUUGUGUCAUUUUCUGUGGCUUCCAUGGUAGCAGGUGCUGCGCAUGCGCUGGGAAAAGCUCUCUGCUGA